Messenger RNA from Musa acuminata AAA Group (dessert banana), 1999 nucleotides. RefSeq names its product type IV inositol polyphosphate 5-phosphatase 11. Lineage: Eukaryota; Viridiplantae; Streptophyta; Magnoliopsida; Zingiberales; Musaceae. Gene Ontology annotation, biological process: response to salt stress; response to jasmonic acid; response to auxin. The transcript is spliced from 8 exons. Bases 800 to 1903 code for a protein of 367 amino acids. The record is from RefSeq and is a predicted model, not a curated record. Gene Ontology annotation, cellular component: plasma membrane. Gene Ontology annotation, molecular function: phosphatidylinositol-3,4,5-trisphosphate 5-phosphatase activity; phosphatidylinositol-4,5-bisphosphate 5-phosphatase activity; phosphatidylinositol-3,5-bisphosphate 5-phosphatase activity.
UGGAAAAGAUUUAGGAGGCAUCGCAGCGCAGAGUAAAAGAGCUGUCUGGAACGAUGUACUCUGAAUCGACUACUUUAUUCCAAAAAAUUUGUUUGCAGGUAUUUGAUUUCCAUAGCCUUUCACUGUCGAGGCAGCAAUGUCAAAGUAGCAGUUGAGCUUGAAAGAAGGAUCAUGAUGCUUGUUCUCGAAGCUCCAUGAACACCAGGAAGUGAUCUCAAAUGUCAUGGCCGGUCUCCUAAUCAAAUAAGUCUACCACCGGAAAUCAGACAUUUGUCCCAUGUCAUUAACGGACGGACAGGUGCCCGAUAAAGACCCUCCGGUGUCAGCUCCAGCAAAUUCUACGUUUGAGCUCCGACAAAGUUGGGUUCUCAGAUUUCUUGCACUGACCAAAUCACAUUGAGCUCAGUUGAUGACAGUAUACAAUCUGCAAACGCAACAAAUAAUGUGAAACAUAUUGAUUGCAGGAAAAGGUAUCCGAUUUGGAAACUCGAGAGACCCAAGCAUAGAUCAAAUGUGAAAGGCUCUGAGAAGGAAAUUUGCAACCCACACCUAACUAUGUUAGCUCAUAAGGCGGCGAGGAAAGAAGAUAUGGCAAAACUUUGAUCCAUCCAGCACUAAUUUUAGUUUGACCAGUGCAGAACAUGAAAAGGACCCUAACUUAAGGAAACCGACUUCUUUGAGCUGUGGUCAGAGUUGUGCUUUGCCUCUUCCAAGCAUGAAGAGGUGUGUGUGUAUAUAUAUAUAAGACGAAGGACCUAUUCUUGGCAUCAGCAAUCUUGCAACAAGGAGGCAAGCUAUCAUGGGCAACUGCAGUGGUCUUCAUUGUAGAAGGGAAAGAUCCAUGGAGCUGAAGAAGGAUCGCAGAUUUGAUUCCAUGGGCGCUGCUCAUGAAGGGAUAAAGACGGUGGCCAUCGAAAAGGUUUGUGAGUUCUCCACCAGCUCAGUUACUUGUGUCUGCAUAGUGACAUGGAACAUGAAUGGAAAGGCAUCCUCGGGCGACAUGGCGGAGCUCAUCGGCUGGCACAGAAGGUUUGAUCUUUUAGCGGUAGGGUUGCAGGAAGUCCCAAAGCAUGACGUCGGAGUGCAGUUGCAGGCUGCUCUUGCCGAAACCCACCGGUACUUCAUUCUUACUGCUUCAUAUCUUGUGGAACUUCUCAUAUACCGUCCUUCUUUUAGCCUCUUGGCAGCAGCGACGAUGCAAUCGCUGCAACUGUUUGUGUUCGGCCCCAAAAACUCCCAACCCUUGGCGAAAGAGACGAGGGUGGACAAGCACGCAGUCAGAGGCUGUGGAGGGUUGGUAGGAAGGAAGAAGGGAGCCGUGGGCGUGCAUAUCGAGUUCAAUGGAAUCCGCAUGGUCUUCGUUUCCUGUCAUCUCUCAGCUCAUGCGCGCAACGUGGAGGAGAGGAACUCCCAGUGCAGGCACAUCUCCCACUCGCUCUUCGCCAAGGACGGGAAUCCAUGUCGGAGGCAUUGCCAUGUGACGGUGUGGAUGGGAGAUCUCAACUACAGAUUGCAGGGAAUCAGCACCCACCCAGCACGAAGCCUGAUCCGUACUCUGCGUUACGUGAUGACGAUGCAGCUGUUGACGAGCAAAGACCAGCUGCUCCGGGAAGCGAAAAGUGGGGAAGUGUUCGUUGGGUACUGCGAAGGGAGCUUGUCGUUUAAGCCGACGUACAAGUACGACGUGGGGAGCAACAACUACGAUACGAGCUACAAGGUCAGAGUGCCUUCGUGGACCGACAGAAUCUUGUUCAAGAUCGAUAGCUCAUCGGGGAUCGAUGCGGCGUUGCACUCCUACGAGUCGAUCGAUCGAGUCAAGACCUCUGACCAUAAGCCAGUGAGGGCCCACCUGUGUUUGAAGGUAUCAAACAUAACAAAUGAAUUUGGAAGACAACAUGGAUAGCAGAACAGGGAAGAGUACCAGUGGAGCAAUCAAUGCCAGCAAAGCCACUGUCACACUGACAGGCACCAUUUGGAUAGCAUGUGCCAUGCUCGCUAC